AUACAAGCCCUUCACUACCGAAACAAACAUGGCCGCGGUGUUAGCUCCACCUACCUGCCCACCCCCUGUCACUUGUGAACUCUGUAUCUUUCUAGUGCUGCUUUCAGUGCGGUUCUGCGACUGAAUUACCUGAUUCUUGUGUCCAGGUAACAGAACACACUUCAUCGCAAUGAACACAGUCAAAGGCAGCGUAGCCCGGGACCAAACUAUUCAGGAUGAGCUGCUUUCAGAUUUACCUCACGGGCCUCUCUCGGAGUAUAGAAGAAAAGCCUCUUUUAAUUGGAAGGAAAUGGUCUCUUUUUUGGAUGAUGAAGAACUUAUCCUAUUUAAGAAGAAAAUCUUCUCUGCUCUAGAGAAUGAUCCACUGUUCCAUCGACAUCCGGGACAGGACUUGUCCAUGGAGAAAUACAGAGAACUGACAUUCCGACGGUGCAAGAGAAUCUUUGAAUAUAACUUCCUGACUCUGCAACAGACGUUUGAGAAGCCGCAGAAAGUUUUAGCUCUUAUAAAUUGCUUGGGCAUGUACGAUUGGUCUCUUGGAGCUAAAUAUUUUCUGAAUACUCAGGUGUUCGCUGGUGCUGUUGGAAGUGCAGGAUCUGAAAGGCACAACCAGUUUUUAACACAAGUACAAGCGAUGGAGAUUUUCGGGUGUUUUGCACUGACUGAACUCAGUCAUGGCAGUAACACAAAAGCUGCAAGAACAACGGCAACAUUUGAUGCAUCUACCAAGGAAUUUAUUAUAAACUCACCAGAUUUUGAAGCUGCCAAGUUUUGGGUGGGCAAUAUGGGAAAGACCGCUACCCAUGCAGUUGUUUAUGCCCAGCUCUAUACCUCCGAUGGAAAAUGCCAUGGGUUACAUUCCUUUGUUGUGCAGAUACGGGACCCUCAUACUCUUCUUCCUAUGCCUGGAGUGAUGGUCGGGGACAUUGGCAAGAAGCUUGGCCAAAAUGGUUUAGACAAUGGAUUUGCCAUGUUUCACAACGUUCCAAUUCCUCAAGAAAAUCUUUUGAACCGCACUGGUGACAUCACAUCUAGUGGAACCUACACAAGUGCUUAUAAGGAUCCUAAGCAGCGUCUUGGCGCCUCUCUUGGUACAUUAUCCAGCGGAAGGGUUUCAAUUAUGAGCAUGGCAGUAGUGAACCUGAAACUUGCCAUUUCCAUAGCAAUACGUUUCUCUGCGACUCGUCGGCAGUUUGGCCCUUCAGAAAACGAAGAGAUACCAGUUCUGGAAUAUCAGCUGCAGCAAUGGCGCCUUAUGCCUUAUCUGGCUGCUACAUAUGCCCUUGACUACUUCUCAAAGACCUUCUUCAUGAAUUUGGUAGAACUUCAGAUUGGAAUCCUGAUGAAGGAUAAGAGUCAAAGACAGGCUGAACUUGGCAAGGAGAUUCAUGCUUUGUCUUGUGCCGGGAAACCUCUGGCCUCUUGGACUGCACAGCACGGAGCACAAGAAUGUCGGGAAGCCUGUGGAGGUCAUGGCUAUUUAGCUAUGAACCGUCUAGGAGACAUCCGCAGUGACAAUGACCCAAACUGCACGUACGAAGGCGACAACAACGUGCUGCUUCAACAAACUAGCAACUACUUACUUAGCUUGGUGCAUUCAGUCCACGAAGACAAGACUCGUAUUGAGUCCCCUCUUGGAUCUGUUAACUUUCUUAAUGACUUUAAAGCUAUUUUGGGACACAAGUUUACGGCAAGCGCUGUUGAAGAAUGCCUGGAUUCUAAAGUUUCCCUGGCAGCCUAUAAGUGGUUGGUCUGUUAUCUCCUACGUGAGAGUCACCUGAAAUUACAGCACGAGAAGCAAAGUAGAAGUAAUGAUUUUGAUGCAAGGAACAACAGUCAGGUCUAUUAUUGUCGCUCCUUAGCCUUGGCCUUCAUUGAGCAUGCUGUACUAGAGAGAUUCUAUGAAUAUACCCAUGAUUUCAACACACCCACCACUUUACAACCAGUCCUGAAGAAGCUGUGUGCGUUGUAUGGUCUAUGGUCACUUACUAAACAUUUGGCAGUCCUCUACCAAGGUGGAUACUGCUUAGGGCAACUGCCUGGAAGGAUCCUGCAGGACGCUAUCCUGGAACUCUGUGCAAAGCUUAAAGACGAUGCCGUUGCUUUAGUGGAUGUUAUUGCUCCUCCAGACUUCAUUUUAAACUCACCUAUUGCCAAAGCUGACGGAGAGCUGUAUAAAAAUCUGUGGUCUGCGGUGCUACAAGGAGAGAAGGUGCUGGAGAGGGCUUCUUGGUGGGAGGAGUUCUGCAACAACAAACCAGUUAUUGGCCAGCUGAAGUCACAGCUGUAACCACGUAUGUGAAUCUCUCUCUAUUGAACUGUGACCUUUUCUUCAAAACAUCAAAUGCACCAAAUGCACAUUGACGUUUUUCAAUGUAUAAUGAUGUUUCAUUGUGUUGCCUUUAAAAGAAAUAAUUAAAAAAAAUCUGUAGUACAGGUAUAGGAUCUGUUAUCUGGAAACCCAUUAUCCAGAAAGCUCUGAAUUACGG
This is a messenger RNA of Xenopus laevis (African clawed frog), 2489 nucleotides long. RefSeq names its product acyl-CoA oxidase 3, pristanoyl L homeolog (gene acox3.L). The record is from RefSeq and is a predicted model, not a curated record. NCBI's taxonomy places the organism in Eukaryota, Metazoa, Chordata, Amphibia, Anura, Pipidae. The transcript has 18 exons. The coding region runs from base 170 to 2290 and encodes 706 amino acids. Gene Ontology annotation, biological process: fatty acid metabolic process; fatty acid beta-oxidation using acyl-CoA oxidase; lipid homeostasis. Gene Ontology annotation, cellular component: peroxisome. Gene Ontology annotation, molecular function: pristanoyl-CoA oxidase activity; oxidoreductase activity, acting on the CH-CH group of donors; fatty acid binding.